Fusarium keratoplasticum is the source of this 711-nucleotide messenger RNA. RefSeq lists its product as uncharacterized. The record is from RefSeq and is a predicted model, not a curated record. The transcript has a single exon. Bases 1 to 711 code for a protein of 236 amino acids. NCBI's taxonomy places the organism in Eukaryota, Fungi, Ascomycota, Sordariomycetes, Hypocreales, Nectriaceae.
AUGGCCGCCAAGAUCCUCCUCGCGGCUCUCCUCGCCGUCCCUGCCAUCGCCAAAACCGACCUGUCGGGCUGCACGUCGUACGACUCGAUCCUCUUCCAAGGCAACUCUCCCUACGUCUCCAAGAUUUACUACGUUCCCGACACUGGCGAGGUCUGCGAGUUCCUCGACUGUGGCGGCGGCCGGGCUCCCCCCAAGACUACCGUCCCCGGCUGCGACUCGUACGAGGGCACCGAGACGUACUCGCCGCGCUUCAUCAACCCCAAGACCCUCGGCGAUGUGGCUUCCGAGACUGCGGCUGCUGGUUCUGAGACGGAGGAUUCUACUGCUACUAUUACUGAGGCUCCUUCUUCUACUGGAAAGGCUGGAUCCAAGACUACUGACGAGUCUGAGGAGGAAGAGACAACCGCUGAGGACGAGGAGACGACUACUGCUGAAGAGGCUUCAACUGCUGAGGACACCACCGCCGAGGAGACCACUGCCGUCGAGCAAACCACAACCACCAAGGACGCUUCCAAGACCAUCACCACCGUCACCACUCAAGGAACUCCUGCUGCCGGCUCCGGUGCCGCCUCCUCCGGCUCCGAGUCCGAGACGGAGGCGGCCGCCACCCCGGCCUCGACGGUUUCCACCGGUGGCGCCGUCAUGCCCACGGCCGGCGCCUUCCUCGGCUCGUGUCUUAUGGCCGGUGCCAUGUACGCUGGACUGCUGUAA